Arabidopsis arenosa is the source of this 1338-nucleotide messenger RNA. NCBI's taxonomy places the organism in Eukaryota, Viridiplantae, Streptophyta, Magnoliopsida, Brassicales, Brassicaceae. The record is from the annotation of a GenBank genome assembly.
GGUCUGAGGUCCGCAUUAACCUCUCCUACAUCACAGAAGCAAAAGAAUUGAAAACUUGUGUAAAAAAGCAUGCAGCGAAACAGAGUUCUUGCGUUCUUUUUGCUAGCAGCUCAGCUUUUGGUGCAGAUACCUGGAAUGUGUGCAAAAGUUCCUGCACUUAUCGUAUUUGGGGACUCAACUGUGGAUUCAGGCAACAACAACCAGAUUUCUACUGUUCUGAAGAGUAAUUUUCAGCCUUAUGGCCGGGAUUACUUUGACGGCAAAGCCACUGGGAGAUUCUCAAAUGGUCGGAUUGCACCAGACUUCAUUUCUGAAGGUUUGGGACUCAAGAACGCAGUCCCUGCCUAUCUAGAUCCAGCAUACAACAUUGCAGACUUUGCCACUGGUGUCUGUUUCGCUUCAGCUGGAACUGGCUUAGACAAUGCAACCUCUGCUGUGUUAUCUGUGAUGCCGCUUUGGAAGGAAGUGGAGUACUACAAAGAAUAUCAGACUAGGCUAAGAAGCUACUUGGGUGAAGAGAAAGCUAAUGAGAUUAUUAGUGAAGCACUUUACCUGAUUAGUAUCGGAACCAACGAUUUCCUGGAGAAUUACUAUCUUCUUCCCCGAAAGUUACGGAAGUACUCUGUGAACGAGUACCAAAAUUUCCUGAUAGGAAUCGCAGCAGAUUUCGUGACAGAUAUUUACAAACUCGGAGCUCGGAAGAUGUCUUGGUCGGGACUCUCUCCUUUUGGAUGCUUGCCCCUGGAAAGAACAACUCAGCUCUUUUAUGGAAGCAAAUGUAUCGAAGAAUACAACAUUGUGGCUAGAGAUUUCAACACCAAAAUGGAAAUGAAAGUCUACCAGUUGAACAGAGAACUGGACGGAAUCCAGCUUGUGUUUUCAAAUCCAUAUGACCUUGUUUCAGAAAUCAUAUACCAUCCUGAAGCAUUCGGUUUCCAAAAUGUAAGGAGUGCAUGUUGCGGAACGGGAUACUAUGAGAUGAGCUACUUGUGUGAUAAAAUGAACCCAUUCACAUGUUCUGAUGCAAGCAAAUAUGUGUUUUGGGACUCAUUUCACCCAACAGAGAAGACAAACGCCAUCGUAGCAAGCCAUGUUCUGAAAUACGACUUAUCUCGGUUUCAUUGAUAAAUAAGAAAGUGCUACUGCUACACCACAAGCACUAUAGUUAUUAGUUAACCUUCUACAUUCUUUCCUCCACAAGAUAUAUAUUUUUUCUCCAAGUUUCUUGUCUAGAUAUCACUCAAAUCAAGCUUUCAGAGUUGUUGUAAAAGAACCAUUCUUCUUACUCUAUGUUCUUGUAACUACAUAAAGAUGCUAUUAUAAAGAUGGAUAAGAUCA